UUAGUUGUGUUUGGCUCGCCAGGGCUAUUCCUGGUAUUGUUUUGAACGAACAGAUUAUUGUACAGGGUCCAAGUGUUGCAGCCCUUCCACCAUGGCAAUGGCAUUUGUUCCUGUUCUGGAGAAUGAUCUAAGGUCGCUGUGUCAGGAAGCACGCAGGAAGUACCCACCUGUGAAAGAGGCUGCCGAACGUGCCUUGCUGAAGUUACGUUCGGUGUCUGAUCCCGAAUCUCUAGCAAAGAGUGAUGAUGUCAUGCGUACAUUUGUUAUUGCAUGUGAGACAAAAAAUUUGAAGUUGACAGUUAUCGGGCUGGCAUGCCUUCAGAAGCUGAUUGCACAUGAUGCAGUUGCCCCAGCUGCACUGGGUCAAAUCCUUUCCGUUCUGAAAGAUAGCCCAGAGAGUUUUGAUGAGACUGUACAGUUAAAAACUCUUCAGACUGUCCUCACCAUUCUGCAGUCUCAAUUGCAGCCUGUAGAUGAGGACAGCAUGGCAACACUUUUAGGGGUCUGUCUUCGUCUUCUGGGAAGUAGUCGCAACUCGGACAGUGUGCAUAGCACAGCAGCUGCUACGCUGCGGCAGGCAGUUGCUUUGAUAUUUGAUCGUGUCCUUUUGGCUGAAGCCCUCCCCAGCAACCCUCGAGGCCAUCACACGUCAAGAUCGAACUCAGUGUCGGGAGAUGUUAGCAGAAGCAUCGCUCUGACAAAGUUGAUUGAUGAAGUUAUCAAUGAGGGAGGAAAGCAAGCUGUCCGGGACACUCUCACUCCUCAGGGUCGGAUGGGACUCAAGUUGUUCGAAGACCUCAGCUCAUUGGCCUGUGGGGGGCAGGCCACCUGGCUUGCCAUGUCCCCAAUGCCUCGAACUUUCUCGUUAGACAUGGUUGAGUAUGUCCUUUCCCACUAUGUCUCUCUCUUCCUCCGCCUUAGCCCAUUUACUCAGGUCCUCCGACAGAAGGUGUGCAGCCUCUUGAUCACGUCCCUGCGAGCCACAGGGGAGGUUGAGGGUGAGGUAGGGGAACCCAGUUUUCGGAGGCUGCUUCUACGGACAGUGGGCUCCGUUGUACGGUUCUACAGCUCGGUCAUCACAACAGAAGUGGAGGUGUUUCUCACGAUGUUGAUCAGGGCGAUGGACAUGGAGCUGCCACUAUGGUACCGGAUAUCUGUUCUUGAGAUAUUACGAGGAUUUUGCGUAGAAGCCAGGAUGUUGAAGACAAUCUUCCAGAUCUUCGACAUGCGACCAAAGAACACAAAUGUUGUUGCUGACCUGGUGGCAUGUUUGGCCAAGGUGGUCAGCAUUGUACAAGGGCCAGUAGCGGAGUCUGGGGAAGAGAGCCUGGUAGCUGUGGCAGGGAUAUUCAGCAGCAAGGCGCAAGGUGGUGUGGACUGGCAUAUGGACUUUGAUUCCAUGGGCAACCUUCAACUUCCUGCAAACGAGGCGCAUGCUAUUGCCCUGGCCUUAGAGGGGCUACUCGGCGUCGUCUUCACCAUUGCAACCCUGACAGAUGAGGCGGUAGACUCAGGAGAACUAGAUUCACCACACGUCGAAGAGACCAAUAGCGAACUGGUUGUCCCUCCUGGUGGCCUUGCUGAUAUCUGCCGGCAGAUGGUCGACUCCGUGUGGGUGACACUUUUGGAAGCGCUGUCUCUGAUGCUGUCAAAGUCAGUAGGUGAAGCAAUUGUCUUGGAAGUUCUCAAAGGAUACCAGGCAUUCACGCAAGCAUGUGGAGUUCUUUGCCUUACAAAGCCACGAGAUGCAUUUCUAGGUUCCCUUUGCAAGUUCACGCUUGCACAUCAGCAAGAGCCAGGCAAGUCCCCAGCCGAUGGGGAUGGGAGGGAGUGUGCCACGCUGACUGCCAAGAACAUUCAGGCGCUGCGGACGCUGUUCAAUGUUGCACAUCGAUUGCACAGUGUCCUUGGGCCCUCCUGGUCUCUUGUUCUGGAGACACUGGCUGCUCUGGACCGAACUGUGCAUGCCCAAGAUGGAUCAUUGCUGCCACGACCAAAUAGAGACAAUUCUAGUCAGUUCACUGACCUGUACAUCCUAUCCACCUUGGAUGCACAAUUGUUCGAGAGUAGUUCACUGAUGAGCGACUCGGCAGUGCAAUCACUCCUCUCGGCACUUCGGCAUGUCUGCAGUAACUCCCUUGCUGGUGUGACCACUGGACUGGGGUCAUCGGCAUGGAUGAGCACUGCAGGGGCAGCAACCUCCAUGGGGGGGGCUACGCAGGCAGUUCCCAAAAUGUUCAGUGUGGAGCGGAUGGUGGACAUUGUUGUGCAUAAUAUGCAGAGAGUAGACCGCCUGUGGGGUGAAGUUGUUGCGCACCUCCUUGAACUCUCAUGUCAUGAGAGUGCCCAGGUACGCAUGGUUGCAAUGGAUGCUCUCGAUCGGUGCAUAACAGCUGUGCUAGGCUCUGGAAAGAUAGUGGAGGAUGCACAUGCUGGAAGAGCCAGGGAGGCAUCUCAACAUGUCGAUGAUGCCCAGAAUACUGAAGUACAGACUAGCACCAAGCUUGGGGUUGUUCAGACAUCUGAUGAUCAAGCUUGCACUGACAAUGGGUGUGCUGUGAAAGAAAAAAGUGGCCUUUCUGUGAACGCUUCCGAAGGGUCCAUCUCAGGAACAGCGGAUGAAAAUGUCAAGGCAGUGCCAAGGGUGGUCGUGGAGAACACCUCUGAGCUUGAAGCUACAGAUAGCUUUGAGUGUAUUGUUAUCUUACCGUUGUCCAUGCUGUACCAUUCGGGACGGGAUGUGGAGGUGCGGGCUGGUGCCUUGAGAAUAGUCCUCCAUGCACUAGAGCGACAUGGUGAGAGACUCUUCUUUAGUUGGCCUAAGAUUCUUAAACUCCUCAGGGAGGUUGCUGACAGUGGUGAGAAAGACCUUGUGCCCUUGGGAUUCCAGGGCGUGACGUUGGUGCUGAAUGAUUGCCUAUCUGCACUCCCAAAAAGACUGGUGAAGUCGUGUGUGGAGGUGGCAGGUGCAUAUGGCUCCCAGUGCACAGAUGUGAACAUCAGCCUCACCGCCAUAGGUUUGUUGUGGACUACAGUGGACUACUUUGGGAGAAGGAAGGGCGUUGUUAGCGGAGGUGGAUGUCCAUCUGCCGUUCCUGGUGUGGAGGUGGAGGUGGGCAGGACUAGUCCAUGUGAUGGUGAUACGACCCUGGUAACAGAAGGGGAACGGCUGCAGGACGCAGACAUCAAGACUCGAGAUUCACAGCCACUGCAGCAGCCACCACUGCCAGAGCUAGAUGCCUUCAGUGAGGACAUGCUCCAUACCAUCUACUGCAUCAUAAAAAACCUGGGCACGGAUGAGCGACCUGAGGUGCGGAACUCUGCAAUCCGAACUCUUUUUGCGUCCAUCGUUAGCCAUGGUGCAAAGAUAUCCCAGGACUUGUGGCAAUUAUGCCUCUGGAAGUUGCUUUUUCCUCUUUUGGACACUGUACGGCACCUUGCAGCGACAUCUUCUCGGGAUGAGUGGGUUGGCAAGGAGCUGGGUAAACAAGGAGGCAAGCCAGUUCAUAUGUUGGUCCAUCACAGCCGGAAUACUGCACAGAAGCAGUGGGAUGAAACACUAGUGGUAGCGUUGUAUGGAAUGAGUCGCCUGCUGCGAUCGUUCUUGCCCAUUGUGCACAAGAUGAAUGGUUUUAGAUCUGCAUGGGAGUCGCUGCUGCAAUUUUUCGAGGAGAGUGUGUUGGAAGGGAGCAAAGAAGUCGCCCUGGCUGCUGUGAAUUCGCUGUUCACAAUCUUGCAGGCCAAUGGUUUGAAAGGGACUGUUCCAAAGUUUCACUGGGAGACCGCACUGGGAACGCUGAAUGUCAUUGCGAGAAACUCUGCUCACUCUGACAGCCGAGUGCCACUUAAAGCUCGAUCGGAGCUGCUUGAGGGCCUUGGCUCCUUGUACAAAUCUUGCUAUCCUUUGUUCACUCCAAAGGAUUACCUGCUCGCAUUGUCAAUGUUGGACGUCCUCAUCAGGCACCCAAUUCUGCAAGGAGAUCCAUCUGUGCACACAUCUGCUGUUUUGCCACAGGUGCAAAGAACUGUUCUAGAGGUCCUGCCCUUGAUGUAUCCCCAAGGAAAGCAAUUGGAGAUCAUGUGGCCGGAGUUCCUGCGUCAGCUGCUUACAUAUCUUCCUGGUGGGGAUGGGGUACUGUGUGAACACCUUCACAUUGCCCCGGAUCGCACACAUCCGCUGGGAGAUGGACAAAGUAGUGGUGGCUCACUGAUGUUUCCAGCAAAUGGGCAGGACCGCAAAGCUCCGAGCCAACCGGAUAUGCUAUCAGAGCGUACAAAAUCAGGUGGAAGUCCAAGACGUGUGGGCACUGCGGAUGCUGCUCCCAGUGCUUUAUCAUAUGGAUUUGCCGAGAGGAUUGUUGCUUUGCUGGUUGACCUUUACAUCAGUCAUGUCACCCCUUCAGCUCGAUCUCAAGUUCUCCCUGACAUUCUCGGCGGAUUGGGGAGGUGCAUGGCUAUUAGGAGGGAUGAACCCAAACUUGCUCUUUGGAGAACGGCAGUAGGUGGCUUUGAGAAGGUCCUUGAGACAUCUCUUCUUCCUGACUCCGCAACUGGCAGGCAGGGUGCCUCCUAUGAGGUACGGCCAGAACAACAAAGCCAUGGUCUCCAACACCCUGUGCAUAGCGGGAGCUUGUAUGUUGAUGCUGAUGUCGAAGCAGGAUGGAGGCUGCGGAUGUGGAAGGAGGUUGUUGAUCUGUUUGAAGGCUUCUUAGUGGGAACAUGUGGCCGUGCCAUGAUUACUCAGGCCUCUGAGCGGAUAAGCCCUGAUCAACAAAAAGCAGAUGAGCAGCUGGAGUUCUUGGUGCUGGACUUGCUUUGUGACAAAGUUCUGGUAUCAUGCCAAGACGCACCCAUGGAUGUCAUUGGACGACUUGUAUCCGUUGUGGACCAAUGUGCAGGUCGUACCUCAAGUCUGCCAGUGCAAAGUGUGGCUCUGCUUCCCCAACACUGUGGCCGCUUCUCCCUAGCAUGCCUGCGUAAAGUCUUUGGAAUGUGUGAGCGGGGCUCGUUGCAGGAUUCUGAAUCAUCCUCGGCCAUACGGGUUGCCAAGGUUGCAUUACCUGUCUUGAUCAGUAGGUGUGAGUCGAUUUUUAAAAGAUUCUACGAGGACGAGGAACAGACACACUUGAAAGGAAUGCCGUCAAUACGGAUGGAAGAGUUGAUAUGCUUGUUACAGGAGCUUGCCAGACUGGUGCUCCAUCCCAUCGUGGCAGCAUCUCUUGAUGUUCCUGUUCAUGUUCAAGAGGAGAAGGGUCCACUCAUGGCAGGUGCUCAUCCUUGUCUCUCAUCCUCGGCAAGGGACAUUUCAAUGAAACGACACAGAGGAGGAUCGCCCUCAUCUGUAGCAGUAUGGGGACCAUUAGCAUCAGAGUCACCCCGGUCAUUGUCAUCAUCUCCGCGCUCUGGACAUUACCAGGGUGCACACGACGCUCAGAUGCGGAUAGUUGGGCGAGAGCGUACUCAUCUGCUCUUGUUGUAUACCCCCUUGUGUGAGUUGAUUGUGUGUGAUGACAUGCAGGUACGCGAGUUGAUGCGAGUCCUCCUCAGACUUGCAGGUGGGGAGCUGGGACUUCUGAAAAACGCGGCAAGUUGACUUUCUGAUUACCAUCACUAGUGGGCCAGGGAAGGCAAAAAAAUAGAUAGGUAGCCAGAAACAUAGAUAUAUGGAUAGAUAGACAUUGUAUGUGCUGCUUUUUUUUUUUUUUUUUAGGGUUGUAUGUAAAAAAUGCAUCUUUGAAUUUUCUUGCAAGGUGUUGCAGAUUGGAAUAAAUCAUUUCUCAUAUAAGUUUUCGCUUGGAGAAUUUUUGUCUUUGAAGAUCAUCAGAGCAGGUAGUCAAUCUGAGUUGUGAAUUUAUUGUCGUUGGUUGGAAGGACAUAGUGCUCUUGGAGGCUUGUAUGUCACUUUGUCUA
Messenger RNA from Chara braunii, 5910 nucleotides. The record is from the annotation of a GenBank genome assembly. Lineage: Eukaryota; Viridiplantae; Streptophyta; Charophyceae; Charales; Characeae.